Colletotrichum orchidophilum is the source of this 231-nucleotide messenger RNA. RefSeq lists its product as uncharacterized. Lineage: Eukaryota; Fungi; Ascomycota; Sordariomycetes; Glomerellales; Glomerellaceae. The transcript has a single exon. The record is from RefSeq and is a predicted model, not a curated record. The coding region runs from base 1 to 231 and encodes 76 amino acids.
AUGUGGUCCCCGACGGACAGCAUGUUCAGGAUCAUACCUCGUGAGACCCUGAGCAACGACAGUGGCAGCAAUACUAAUUAUGUACGGACUGAGGUGCAGACUAUGAGAAGAGAUCAGGAGGUGAUUAUGUCUUCAUACGAGGUCAUCGCCGGCGGAACCCGCAUUAGAAUUCUCCCCAUAACUUACAAGACCUUGUCAGCGUCGCGGUUCUUCCGCCGCAUGCUCAGAUAG